UCAGAGAGAAGAGCUCCAACUUGACUUUAGUCUGGACAACGUAUCGAACAGUCAACCGUGGAUCAGAGCUGAAUCUUCAUCUUUUGGCCAAAGCGGUACAGCAUGUCCGAAAUGCUUGACAACAUCUUCACGAAGAACUUUAGGAACCUGGCCCUGGAUAGGAACCUGGCCCUGGAUAGGAACCUGGCCCUGGAUGCCUUGGUCCCGAAACAGUCUCAACUCAAAGGCCCAGGCCAGAGUCGGCUGAACCGGUCAGCCUCCGUCUUCUCUCCCCCCUCCCCCCCUGCCUCCUCGAGCCACAGCUUGAGCACCGAGCAUGUUAACAAUAACGACAACAGCAGCCCUUUCUGGUCAUCCAACAUCUGGAGCCAGGGCCCUGUCUCCAAACCGAAACCGCUCUCCUUCAGGCCCGACCGCUCCAUGAGCCUGACCGAGUCCAGCAGCAGCAGCCUGCUUUCCUCUUUUGGACAGCUCAAAAACCUGGAGGCUUUCCCCUCUGCUACUACUGUGGCUCCACCGCCUGGCUUCCCUCCCUCAGCUUCCCUCCAAGCCCAGGUUCCACAAAUGGUGGCCCCUAAUCGUUACAAGACUGAGCUGUGCCGUGGCUUCCAGGAGACAGGCAGCUGCAAGUAUGGCAGUAAGUGCCAGUUUGCCCACGGCGAGGCAGAGCUGCGUGGACUGUUCCGCCACCCCAAGUACAAGACCGAGCCCUGCAGAACCUUCUACAACUUUGGCUACUGCCCCUAUGGCUCACGCUGCCACUUCAUCCAUGAGGACAGAAUUAGCGGAGCGCCGUUAUCAACGGCCAAAUUCCAGAAUCAGCAGCAACCGACUCCCAGUGGUCAGAAUCAACGCCACCAGCUACGCCAGUGUGUCAGCUUCGCCGGGUUCCUGGGGUCUUCACGCAGCUCACCUCCUCCAUCAUUCCCUUCAUCCUUCAAUGAUCCUAACUUGGGCUUCAGCCGUGCUCCAUCUGUUUCCCCACCUCCCGCUGAUCUCCUCUCCCCAGUGUUUGGCGAUUCCCUGCAGCGGGAGGCAGCAGCAUUCCAGUUUGGCAACCAUCAGACCCGUGCCAGCACCGGAGACAUCCACAACAUUCCUCUUAUCCUGGAGCCAAAGUCCCGCUGUGUGUGUGGCCAUGGAAAUAACUUUAACAUCAGCAGAGUCUCUGCCAGCGUGGAGGACGGCCACCAGCAGGACAGCAGCAUGCUGUUUCCUGGUCCUGGAGGCCACGGAGGAUUCAUGAAGCCUGCUGGACUCCAGCGUUUCUCCUCUGAGGACUCCCUGGAGGACAGCUACAGCAGCAGCAGCGGAGGUUCCAGCGGAACCGAGUCUCCCACAUUCGAUGCAGCCACCAAGAGGCUCACUGUGUUUGAACGCCUGUCCCUGUCCGACUAAACAGAUCCAAAGAGAAGGAACAGAAAAUAACUGACACCGUCAACUGUGUCUGUUUAUCUGGACUUUCUUCAGAACCAGAACUGAUAAGGACAAGUCAACCUUUGACACAAUAACACUUAAAGUUCUUAAUUUAAGUUUGUAAAAUGAAACUCGUCUUGGACAAACUACACAUAUUAAGAUGAUUUUAUUAGCCAAAUGUUAUCAGACUCUAUUUUUAUACUUAAUGUAGCCUAUUAGACCUUUGUAUGUGGUCUUCCAUAAAAAUGAACUCCUCUGCAGGUCUUGACAGUACCAGUAAAUAGUCUGGUUUGUACUUACCGUAAAUCUAUAUUGAUCAAAAUGGCUUAUCUUUAGUGAUAAUCAUGAUCUCCAGUGCCUUGAAGAUUCUCCCUGCAACAUGGCUAUUUACUCUCAGUGCCACAAACAGUGUGUUUGAUUCAGUAGCCUUAAUCAGUGAGACCUGACAUGUGUCAUUAAUGCCAUUUUAUCUGUGAUAUGCACUUUACAGCUAACCCAAAUUGGGGAAACUAUCAGUCUCCCAGUAGCAUUUAACCAAAGCUUCAUACUUCACUCUGCUCUGUGUGUGUGUGUGUGUGUGUGUAUGUGUGUGUGUGUCUGUGUGUCUGUGUGUGCCUGUAAAUGUGCGUGCGUGGGUGUAAGUAUGUGUGUAACCAUGUCAUUUUCUUGAGACCCGGGGUGCAUGCAUUUUUAAGUUGCAGAAUGCUGGAAGAUCAAAAAUGUGCUACCAGAAAAAUGUAUGUCAGUCAGUUACGAUAUGAAUAUCUGUUUCCUGACACACUUCUGUUAUCUUUGCUAGUUUGUAAAUUGCACCCCAUCUUUUAUUGUCCCGUUUGUUUGAUAACCUGUUUCAGGGACUUUAACACCGCAGUAUUCCUUUUGGUUAUUGGUUGCCUUGUGUUGUUUAACUUAAACUUAUAUAUUUAUUAUGAUAUUUAUUUGUGUUUAAAGAAAGAAAUAUGUAUUUUGUACUAUUUAUGGAGAAAUAUUCAACCUCUGUGAAAUACCAAUGUGAGAAAAAGCAGUAAAAAAAGAGAAUCUUAUAUUUUUAAUUGCCUUAAAGGGACAAAAUAAAAUUCUAAAAAAAGAAA
Molecule: messenger RNA, 2507 nt
Organism: Perca fluviatilis (European perch)
Lineage: Eukaryota; Metazoa; Chordata; Actinopteri; Perciformes; Percidae
Exons: 2
Coding region: 103-1398 (431 amino acids)
Molecular function (GO): metal ion binding; mRNA binding
Source: RefSeq, a predicted model, not a curated record